This is a messenger RNA of Sycon ciliatum, 3960 nucleotides long. Its product is annotated as heterogeneous nuclear ribonucleoprotein U-like protein 1. The record is from RefSeq and is a predicted model, not a curated record. The transcript has a single exon. The coding region runs from base 575 to 3211 and encodes 878 amino acids. Gene Ontology annotation, molecular function: protein binding. Lineage: Eukaryota; Metazoa; Porifera; Calcarea; Leucosolenida; Sycettidae.
UACUGGAAAAUAAAGUAGUUUCCGAGAAGUAAAUUGUUAGCUAGAGUAUUCCAGUAUUAGUUAUCCUGUGGGCCGGCCUGCGACGCCGAUGUGUAAACACCGCUGACCGUAUACGCGUAGGUACUUCACUGACUGACCUGUAGUAUUGACACUUUACUUAUCAAAAAGUGAGUUCCUCUCUCGUCGGUCACCUUCGAGUUGGUGCCUGAAACAGUCCUGCUGCAGUGUCUGAAGUCCCAUCUUUCCAGGAAGAACCCACUUGCGAGGGACGGGUGUGGUCUAGAAAGCUCAGCUACUGGAGACCAUAUCAUGUACUUGUCCUUGCCUCAAGCAGAGUGAAAAAACCAGGAUAGUGUUUUGGAUGCACAUUAUACAAAGAGAAAAGUGUUGUGCUAUUAGUGGGCCGAACUCGUCACAUGUUUCUGGAAUACCUCGCUGUUUAACGGACAGUAGUAGCUUGCCGGCUGAUUCUAGUCGCCGGUGCACCUGACUGGUGUGCUGCUAUUCACCUGGCGUGGAGAUUGUGGAAGCAAGAUCGCGCUGACAGUGGAGUCAAGUACUUCGAAGUAGCAAUAUGGAGAAUUAUAGAAAGGGCUCUGGUGCUGAGCAGCGCCCUAAUAUCCAACUUGAUAGCUUCAACUCUGAUCUGAAUUUCAUAGUUCAUGACUCUGGCUUGUCAGGUUCCUCUCACCGGGGUGCUGCCGGCUUUGGAUAUAUGUGGGCGGGUGCUCGCGCUAACCGGGGUGCCAAGCGAGGUAGAGUGUGCUUUGAGGCAACUGUUACUAGCCAUGUUGCAGUGAAUAUGGACGACACUCCGGAAGAAUUGCAGCACUUGGCUAGAUUUGGUUGGUCCGUACCAUCGCUCAGCUAUUGCUUGGGCGAGGAGAAGAAAUCCUAUGGGUAUGGCGGCACUGGCAAGUCAUCCGUCAACAAAUCCUUUGCUGACUACGGUGAAAAGUUUGGCCUGAAUGAUACCAUUACGUGCUACUUGGACAUGGAAAGCUCACCGAUCACCAUUUCCUAUGCCAAGAAUGGGCGCUUUCUGGGAAAGGCCUCCAAUGCGUCAGUCGGCAAUGAUGAAGCUUUGUUUCCUCAUGUUCUUGUCAAGAAUGUCGGCCUGCAUGUCAACUUUGGCUCUUCGCCUCCCCGCUACCCAGUUGAAGAGGGAUAUUGCAUGCUGGAGCACGCUGAAAUGGGCUGGCUUGCACAGGGUCCUAUUGCUCCAGUCAGCUUCAAUGCCUGUACUGUCAUGAUGAUGGUUGGCUUACCUGCUUCUGGCAAGACAACCUGGGCCAGGAAGUACCAGUCGGAACAUGCAGACCAGCGCUACACCAUUCUGGGUACAAAUGACAUCAUGGAACAGAUGCGUGUGAAUAAUCUUAUGCGCAAGCGCAACUACCAUGGGCGCUUUGACCAGCUCAUGCAACUCGCCACUAAAGUGCACGGCAAGCUAAUGGACAUUUGCAAACAUCGCAAGCGCAACUUCAUCCUGGAUCAGACGAAUGUCUACAGCAGUGCACGCCAACGCAAGAUCAACAACUUCCGACAGUUUGGAGAGCGCCAAGCCGUGGCACUUAUUGUCACUGAUGAUGAGCUAGGUCGGAGAACCAGUCAACGUGAGCGCAAGGAAGGAAAGCUCGUUCCUGACUCCGCUGUAAAGGAAAUGAAACGGAACUUUGUUCUGCCUACUCUGAAAGAAGGAUUCACAUCGGUUCUCUUUCCUGAAGAGCCAGAAGAAAGCGCACGGUCAAUUGUGGCCAGCUAUGCUAGUGCAAGUCUAUCUAAGAAUACUGCACAGAGUAGGAGUUCCGAAGGUACUGAGCCAGCUGCUAAGCGUCGCUUCUCAGGUAGCCAAGAUGCUAGUGAAGCAGCUCAGCCUCCAUCACUCCUUGGUGAGUAUAAGCGAAACCAUGCCCGUGGCUCUUUGGAUCGUCCCGGUUUACUUGCCGAUAGUAACUCGUCUGGACCCGAACGUCAGCCGCUUAUGGAUCGACCGCCACCAGGAGCACCUGCGGCAACGCACCCAUCUGGUCACUAUGAACGUGAGCAGCGUGGAAGCAGAGGUGCUGGCAGAAACAGACGCCAUCGCGAUGGAGGCGACCAAGGCGAUCGCUAUUCUCGUUACCGUACUGACUAUGGCCAUGGUCCUGGAGGUGAUGGUGCCUUCUCAUCACCUGCGGAUAGGCCCGCCAGCCUUCUCAACAGAGCACAUCCAGACGGGCCGCCGACUGGAGAUCGUUCAUCGCAAUUCGAUGCAGCUAGUGGUCAUCAACACUUUCAUAGGCCUGCUGGAGAGGAUGAUAGAACUGGUAACAAGAUCAAACCUCUGUUGCCUGACAGACCAUUGGCACCACCUGCAUCUCGUGACUGGUCAGCAGAUGGAGGUUCUGGCACUGGUAGAGGUUAUUCAGCAGCGGUGGCUAGUCAUUCAUCCCAUUCUACUGACUCUUAUGCACAAUCUGGACAUGGUGCUUCUCCUGCGGGUCAGGUGUAUAGUAACAGUCAAAGCGGGCAAGCAGCAAGUAGUAUGGCAAGCAGUAGUCCGUACAGCCAGCAACAGUAUCAACCACAGCAGCAAGCGUACAGCAAUAACUAUGGCUCCUAUGGUAGUUCAUUGCUGUCCGCACCAUCACCGCACUUGCCUGACCAGCAAAGUAACACAUACAGUGCGGAUAACAGUGCCACUUCUUUUGUACACGCAGCCGCUGCUGCAGCUGCAGCUGCAGGUGUUGCCCAGUCUUCACAGGUACCAGCAGGGCAUGUCACUGGGCAAGCAUAUUCACCUUACGGGAAUCAGUACCCACAGCAGCAGCAACAGCAACAACCUGCUGCGACUAGCGGCAUGCUUGCUCAGUAUUCCUAUGCGAGCACCCCUUAUGGUGCUUCUCCAGCUGCUUACGCUGCAGCUCAGCAACAGCCACAGCAAAUUCAGCAGCAACAACAACAACAACAGUAUGUUGCUGCUUACAAUCAAGCGUAUGGUCAAGCGUAUGGUCAGGCGUAUGGCCAGUCAGCUCAACAGUCAACAUAUCAGACUGCUCCUGCUCAGGCUCCUGUUGCUGCCACCGUUGAUCCCACUGCUGCUGCCGCCGCUGCCGCAGCAGCUGCAACUGCUGCACUUCCGUCAGCCUACGGGUCUUACUCCAACCAAUACGCAACUGCACCAGCUCCGUACCCUGCGCCGCAGAGCCAGUACACCUACCAGUACUAAUGUACGUUUGAUGGAUUGUAUGUGCGUACCGGCGUGCUUGCAUUAUUAUGUGUGUGCGUGCGUGUGUGUGUGUGUGUGUGUGUGUAUGUGUGUGUGUGUGUGUGUGUGUGUGUGUGUGUGUGUGUGUGUGUGUGUGUAUGUGUGCAUUGUGCAGUGCUUGUACUAUCCAUGGCAUCCUGGCUUCAGCUGCUCAUGGCCGCCGUCUGUCAAAUAGCACCAUAUGUCUAUCAAUACCACUGUGCCACUGCACCACUGGACCGUCCAUUGUCCAGUAAUGAACAGUAUGCUUAUUAGCAUGCUGUGUAUAUUGUGUAUAGCUGUAAUUUUUGUUGACAAGCGUCUUUGAAACUAUUAUGUGCUGUGAAUAUUUUUGAUCCUCUUCUCCUAUGUUCCGCCUUUGGCCGUCACUGAGCAGCAGCAACAGCACCUGCAACGUCUUGUAUGUAUGCUAGGACACACACCUUUGCCACAUACCCCCAGCCUGUAUCUGUGCAUCCACUUGCCAGACAUCCUCUUUGUGUACUGUGUGAAAUGCAAAUAAAUCCCCUCUUUUUUCCUGCAAAAUUGUUACACCUUCGGCAUGUACCUCGGGUGAAAUUGCUCCUAACUUCUGUAUGAAGAGACAGCACUGCACAUUGUUCCAUGCUAGUCUUGUGGCUGCUACAGCUGCCAGCCGAAUCUGUAGACCUCAUUCUUUUAGCAGGUUGUCAAGAAAGAAGGCAUUGCUCUUUUGCAGUGCACUGAGUGAA